AGCCCCCCCUUAGCACCGGGGUAGGACCCAGGUGUCCUGGCGUGUCAGUGCCCCCCCCCCACGGCCCGUCUCUCUCUGCCCCAGCGCCCGCUAGCGCCCCCCAGCCAUGGCGGAGGCCCACCAGGCCGUGGCGUUCCAGUUCACGGUCUCGCCCGAGGGGGUCGACCUGCGGCUCAGCCAUGCGGCCCUGAAGCAGGUCUACCUGGCCGGCCUGCGGUCCUGGAAGAAGAAAAUCACCCGGCUCCGGAACAGCCUGGUGACGGGCGUGUUCCCCGCCAGCCCGGCCAGCUGGCUGGUCAUGGCCGCAGCCAUCCUGGCCAGCCAGGCCUCCCGCCUCGACCCCUCCAUGGGGCUCAUCGGCAAGAUCAAGGAGCACCUGCCCGCCAG
Messenger RNA from Terrapene triunguis (Three-toed box turtle), 387 nucleotides. RefSeq names its product carnitine O-palmitoyltransferase 1, liver isoform-like. The transcript is spliced from 2 exons. The annotation marks the transcript as partial. NCBI's taxonomy places the organism in Eukaryota, Metazoa, Chordata, Testudines, Emydidae. The record is from RefSeq and is a predicted model, not a curated record.